This is a messenger RNA of Strongylocentrotus purpuratus (purple sea urchin), 2172 nucleotides long. RefSeq lists its product as uncharacterized. Bases 1 to 2172 code for a protein of 723 amino acids. Lineage: Eukaryota; Metazoa; Echinodermata; Echinoidea; Camarodonta; Strongylocentrotidae. The record is from RefSeq and is a predicted model, not a curated record. The transcript has 3 exons.
AUGGAAUGUUGUAAGAGAGUUGGAGUUGAAGGUGGCAAGCUUCAGCUAGAUUCCUUUGGAAUUGAACUCGAGAUCCCUCCCGGUGCAAUUGACAGCGAAGUGCCGCAGGACAUUUCUCUUCGUGUCUUGACAGAUACUCCCAUUCUUGGCAACAGCAAAAAAGAGAUGUCAGCCUGCUUUGGUGUACAGUGUUUAGCCCCUGAUGACUUAGUCCUUAAGUUACCAGUGACUUACACAAUACCUCACUGUGCUGUGAUUACACAAUACCCACGUGUGGAGGCAGUUUUGUACACGGGAGAGGGAGAAUACUCACCCGAUAUAGUGGAAGAGCAAGGCCAGCGAAUACCUUAUAGCCUGUUCCUUGAAGAGUUUGCUACCCUACUUGACUCAUUUGUUCUUGAUCCCUCCGAAGUUGUCCUGACAGGGGACUUCAAUGUAUGGGUCGACGAUUUCAAUGACGUACGGGCAAGGCAGUUUAUGAACAUACUUUCAUCCUACGGAAUGAAGCAGCUUGUACGAGAAGGGACUCAUCUACAUGGCCACACACUUGAUUUGCUUAUUACUCGGGAUUCAGCCACUCUUGUUUCUGAUGUAUCUGUUAUCCUUGGAGUAUCUGAUCACCACGCUGUCCAGUGUAACCUUGAUUUAAGAAAGCCGUCUACUUCUCGCAGGACUGUCACAACUCGCCCUCUACGAUCAAUGAACAGAGAACAAUUCCGAUCUGGAGUCCAUGAAUCUUUGUCAGAAAUUGACAUUGAGGAUAGCAGCAUCUCUUCGUCUGUCGAAAGAUAUGAUCUCUCUCUCACUAGUCUUCUUGAUAAGCUAGCACCUCAAAAGACUAGAAGUGUUAUCAUCAAACCUUCGAGUCCAUGGAUGACUGAGAAAAUCCAUGCUGCUAAGUGCCUUAGAAGACGCCUUGAGCGCAAGUGGAGGCGUACUAGAAGUGAAGAAGACUGCAAAUCAUAUGUGACACAGCGUCAGGUUGUUUCCCAAGAAAUUGAAAAGGCAAAAACUGAAUACUAUUCAGAGUGUGUUGCAGAAUGCGAAGGAAACCAAAGACGUCUCUUCACUGUAGUAGACGCUCUGCUGCAUCGAAAGAAGGAAACUGUUCUUCCGGGUGCUUCUUCUGACCAAAUACUGGCUGAUAACUUUUGUCAUUAUUUCUUCAACAAGGUCACCAAGAUCCGUGAUGACAUUGAUGUCGAGCUUUCGUCAGGACAGUGUGUACAGCAUGAUGAGUCAUCAUCUGUUCCAGUUUUGACUGAUUUCGCUAAAACUUCUAUUAGUGAGAUCAAGAGGGUUGUCAUGAAUUCUCCAACAUCAUCAUCCUCAAUGCAACGUACUCUUGUGAAGCCUCUCUUGAAAAAACCGAAUCUUGACAGACAAGACUUUGCAAGUUAUCGACCUGUGGCAAAUCUAAGCUUCCUAUCGAAGGUUAUCGAACGCAUAGUAUCCGCUCGUCUUCAGUCCUUCUUGAAUGACAAUAACCUUCAAGACAACUUCCAAUCAGCCUACAGAGAAAAACACAGUGUUGAAACUGCCCUCUUACGAGUGCAAAAUGAUAUCCACACCGAAAUGGAUAGUGGAAAAGUAACUGGGCGAAUUCUGCUCGAUCUGAGUAGUGCAUUUGACACGGUCGACCAUGUUAUACUCCUAGAGAGACUUCAGUUUAUGGGCAUUGGUGGACAGGCUCACCAGUGGUUAACAUCUUAUCUCUCAAACAGAUCGCAAAGGGUUUGUGUACGCAGUGCUGUCUCUAAGACAGUUCAUCUUGGCUUCUCUGUGCCUCAGGGAUCGGUACUUGGGCCACAACUCUUCAACAUUUACACUCUUCCCCUUCAUGAUAUCAUCAAGAGGCAUAAUCUCAAGCACCAUAUGUAUGCUGAUGACACGCAGAUAUACUUUUCGUGUUCUCCCACACAAGGGGAAGUUGAUGCCUGGAUUGCUCGUAUUGAAGCCUGUAUAAGUGACAUUAGGAAUUGGAUGAAGGAGAUUUACUUGAAGCUCAAUGACGACAAAUCUCAGUUUGUUAUGCUGGGUUCCAAGCAGCAACUCGCCAAGUCGGUAACCCCCUAUCUGAAUAUUGGUUCGUCAUCAAUUACUCCAGUGAAGAAAGUUCGAAAUCUUGGAGUUAUUUUUUACUCCAAUAUGACCAUGGGGUCGCAAGUAUGA